GUUUACCGUGAUUGUUUAAUUUCUUUCAAUAACAUAAAAUUAAAAAAAAAAGAUGAUACAAAAAUUAUUAUCUAAUAUUUAUUAUUCAUAAUCAAUAAUCGUCAUAUAUAUGUUAGUCAUAUUAGGUAAUUUUGUAACUUUUAUUUAAGUAAAUAAUGGAAAUAUUCUUUUGUGCACUUUUAAUUAAUCAAUUUGAUAAUAAGUUUAAUUAAAUAUAAUAUAUGUUUAGAUGGAUCGACCUAUAUCAUAAAAAUCAUCAUUCUGAUAUCACGUGUCUAUGAAAAAACAUUAUAAUAAUUUUUAAUUAAUAUAUAAAGGAUAGUAAAUAGAAAUAUAAUGACAUAAAAGGAUCACUAAGUCGAUGAUCUUCCGAUCUAAUAACAUUAUGAACUUAUACAAAAAUGUACACCAAACUUACUAAAUUAUAACGUUUUUAUUACUUAAUAUUCUUUAAAAAAUACAAAUAACACGAAGGUCCCAUAAAACUGAAACUUAGUGGUCUUCUAAUUUGAAAAAGCUGAAAUUUUGAAAAUUCUUCAAAAAUCUGAUGUUUCUUUUCGGGUAGCCUUCAAAACCUAAUGUUAUUCUCUAUUAGAGAUUGAAUUAAUUACCCUAGUUCAAAAUACAAACAUUAGUCUAACAAUGAAAUGAUUAAUUACUUAUUCAAAAUCUCUACCAAACCCUUAUACAAAAUUUCAAAUUUGAAAAAUACUCCCCUAAAACAAACUCCCAAAAUAAUAGAAUUAGCCAAUUAGGUAUGACAGGAAUUUAAAUGACAUUGACUUUAGAAAAUGCUUUUCUACUGGCGUAAAGUAAGAGCUGAUAUCAGAGUAACCAGAAGAGAGAGAUUGAGACCAAAGUUUUAUUUGUUGUGUAGUCAUUUGUCUCUCGCAUCCCAUUUUUCAAAAAACUCCCCUCUCUCCUCUCCAUCACUCUUCUUCAUUUUACUUUCUAUAAAUCCAAAACUCAUAAACAAAAGAUUUUUGUCUUUCCAUCAACAUCACUUCCCUCAUAACUCUCCCCCAAUAACUCUCACUUCGUGUUCUUCCUCUGUUUUCAUUCCAUCACUUCCAACAAACAAAAAACACAAAAUAAUGAGUUCAAGAGCGUUCAGAGAAACACCAGAUAGCAACUACUUGGUCCCCAGGAGAUCUAGAGACCAACAAGACACCAGUCCUGACCGGAACCGGAUCUGGACCGAGCCUCGUCAUAAACCGACUCUUAACCGGAAAGUCCCUGUCGUCUAUUAUCUCUGCCGGAAUGGUCAGCUCGACCAUCCUCAUUUCAUUGAAGUCACUCUUUCUUCCACCGAUGGUCUCUAUCUCAAAGAUGUGAUAAACCGUUUGAAUGAUCUUAGAGGGAAAGGCAUGGCAAGUCUCUACUCUUGGUCUUCCAAAAGGAGCUACAAAAAUGGAUUUGUCUGGCACGACUUAUCGGAGGACGACUUCAUCUUCCCCGUUCAAGGUCAAGAGUAUGUACUCAAAGGCUCCGAGGUUCUUGAUUCUUGUCUCCUCUCUAACCCCAGGAGCCUCCUCGGAACGACGUCGUUUAGAGAUACGAGCUCUUUAAACCCAGAGAAAAACUCCAACUCCGUCUCGCCGGCGAGUCGCCGGCGUAACCAGUCGUGGAGCUCUAUCGAUCUCAGCGAGUACAAGGUCUACAAAGCAACAACCGAGUCCACCGCCGAGUCGACUCGCAGAGUCGCCGCGGACGCUGCCACGCAGACGGAGGAUCGAAGGCGGCGGAGAAAGCCGGCGAAGGAGGAGGAGGUGGAAAGUCCGGCGAGUUUCGAGAAUCAGAGCACUGAGCUGAGCAGAGACGAGAUUUCUCCUCCGCCGUCGGAUUCGAGCCCCGAGACUUUGGAGAAUCUGAUCAAAGCAGAUGGACGGCUGAUACUGCGUCAAAACGAGAGCGCCAGCGAACAUCGGACGGUCGAGAGCUUAUCGAGCGGGAGGAUGAGGGCUUCGGCUGUGUUGAUGCAGCUGAUCUCGUGCGGUACGAUGUCGUUUAAGGAGUGUGGGCCUGUUUUGUUGAAAGAUCAUGGGCUGUCGUUGACUGGGCGUACGGUAACGCGAGGAGCAGGGGAUAACAGUCUGGAGAGGGCAGAGAAGGAGUUAGCGAGUUUUGGAAGGGUGAAAUUGGAAGAUAAGGAGUAUUUUAGCGGGAGUUUGAUUGAGACCAAGAAGGAGCUUGUUCCUGCUUUGCAAAGAUCCUCUUCUUACAAUGCUGACAGGAGUUCAAGAAUGGGACCAACUACUGAAAAGGAUGAAGAAGAGGCUGUUCGAGCAAAGUGUAUUCCGAGGAAACCAAAGUCGGUGGCUCUAAGGAACAAUGGUGUGCAUCAGUAACAAAAAUCUGCAAUGAAACGGCACGGAGUCAGACAAGCUUAUUGCGUGGGUUUAAUAACAAAAAAAUGAAGAAUAGGGAAUGAUGAGUAGUUGUAACUUGUAAGCAUUGUAAUAUGUGUAGGUAACUACUACUAAAAACCCCAGUGGGUGCCCAAAAAGUUAAAGAGUAAACAUGAUGGGUACAUAUAAAAAUCUUGUAGUUUGAGCCUAGGUGUACUUUGAGGUUAAUUUCAGACUCGUUUUAUUUUACCGCAUAAGUUAUUGGGAAUCUCGCUUA
Molecule: messenger RNA, 2625 nt
Organism: Brassica rapa (field mustard)
Lineage: Eukaryota; Viridiplantae; Streptophyta; Magnoliopsida; Brassicales; Brassicaceae
Product: protein UPSTREAM OF FLC
Source: RefSeq, a predicted model, not a curated record